UUCAACAAGGACGGCUCCUCGACUUGUAAACUCAUCGAAAUUUGCGAGACAUUUACAUCCGCGUCUUUUCACACAUUCAAAAUUUUGUUGCAACCAGUGACGAACAUGAAAAUCUGAAAAGAAGACUCGCAACGCAAAGUUUUUCGAUAGUAGCGCGGUUCAGUGAACUUUGAACGCCAAAGUUUUUCUUUUUCCUCAAGACACCCCAACCACUUUCUUCACUUCCGCUUUUACAAAAUAAAAGGGGGAGAAGAAGAAAAAGCAAAAAGAAACAAACAAAAAAAAAAACAAUCAAAACAAAUACCUUCAACAGGAAAAGCAUUUGAUUUAUUUGAUCGUCCUUUUUGGAUCUGUUUUCCUUAUUUCAUUACAACUGAGUGAUGGACGGAGAGGAGAGUUCGACAACGGUGGUGACGUCAACGUCCAGCAGUUAUUCGUCGUCGUCGACAACGCUGGUUCAGCAAACGCUCAUGACGGUAACAGACGAUGUGCAAGUUGACGAGGGAAUCUCGGAUACGAUCUCGCAAGAGGCAGUCAUUACCAGUUCGACAACUUCUUCUGUGACGGCUACAUCCUCCCACCAAAUCAACGAGCAGAUAGUGGAAAACGGCCUGGAUGAAUCAAUGGAACAAUCGGUGUGCAUGGAAGAAGAAAUCGUAUCUUCUUCCACCGUUUCGCGUGAAGAGGUCAUAACAGAAGAGGCUUUGCACUCACCAUCGACGCUGCUUGACGAAGAGGAGCGACUGCUGGCGGAAGAACUGCUGGUCGAAGAAGAUCAGUCGUUGAGCGCCGAGGCAUUCACUACCGAAAUGGAGCCAUCUAUCGAGAUGGCGGAAGACUUGAAAGAGCCCGGAAUCGGCGGCGACGGUGACAGCGGCACCGAAAUAAACACGAGCGUCGGCAAUGUCGACCAGCAGGAGGAGCUGGCCCAGGAGCAUCAACAGUCUAGCGAGGCGGAUUUGAGCAUCCAAGAGCCGCAGUCGACGGAGGCGGACCAAACAGUCGCUUCCGGCUCUGAAUGCCGUCCAGUUGAGGCUAGUGAUUUGUCCGGCUCGUCCAGCAACAACAGGGAAAUCGAGCAGGAGAACAUCAAGCAAACACUUCACGAAAUCAUUUCGGAAAUCGAUCGCGAAAUGGAGGCCGAUUUCAGUAACGAAGAGGUGGAAGAAACGGGACAGGUGAUAAAGGACGAGUCGAUUUUGUUGAUCAACAGUGGCCAGGCGGCUCAGCGAAAACGUUCACCACCACCCGUGCAACCGAAAAAAGCUCGACCCGUUUCAGUACCGGCCAAUUUUCUUCAAGAAGGGAGCGGUGGAGCCAUCAGCCCGGAAACUGGCAGGCCCAUCGACUUGCAAAAGAUUUUCACGCCAGCCUCCGAUUUCUCGGGCGAUUUGACUCCACGAAGACAACGUCGAAUGUACACGUCGUCCAGUUUCUACUCGGCGUUCCACCCGUCGAUGGAGGAGCAGGUGGAGUUGGCCCGUCAAAUUUCCCAUUCGCUGAGCGCAGACACCAACAGCACGUCAAAGGGCCAGUCCAUGUACGUCAAACGGCGCAACCGCUCCUCCAAAUGGAUUCACGAAGCCAAUCUACAUGGAGGUGUCGAUGACGAUCACGCUGGGGAUCAGCAAAAUAAAAUUGACAACUCCCAUCAAGCCGAUGAUGACGGUCGAAUGACUUUUAAAAUACCAAACAUUGGAGCGCAGGAGAUCCAAUUUAGAGCUAAAUCGCCGCUCAAAUUAUUGAUGAACCCCAAAGGGCAAAUUUGGGAUUUAAAAUCAUUGCGCAAUACGGGCAUGCACAUCGAAGCGCCGCCGCUGAGUCCCGAAAUCUGCUCCAGCCUCGUCAAGGAUUUGCACACGCCAAAAGGAAAAGGCGCUGCACUCUUUGCCAAGCGCAAGCAGAAGUCGGAAAAGUGGAUCGUCGACGAAAACACCGUCAAACAAAAAGUUGCCAACGCAGCCGCGAUGGCUGCGGCAGCUGUCGCUACCGGAGCCGUUGCAGCCCCAACUGCUAUGGGACAGGCUCGAGUUGACCAGGCACAGAAAAUGGCUGCCGUCCAGGAUGCCCUUAGCGGACCUCGACUGAAGUUGGUCAAAUCGCCGUGGGAGGCCGCGCUGGAAGACGGGACGGUUGACACGGCGUUCCAAGAUCUUCGUGCUAAUCGUCUAUCGGGAGUAGCUAAUCAAUCGGGAAUUUUGGAACGCAAAAUGGAACCGUUGCCACCGAUGCCAACAACGACGCUAUCGGCGGCCGCCCCGGUUCAGCCCAAGUUGAACAUGAAACCUCUGGAGAGUGUGCCCAAGAUGUUGCCCAACUUCAAAGCUCAGCCGCAAACGUCGGCAGCUGCGGAAUCCGAAACGGCCCUGCAGGCGUCCAUCGAAGAGGAGAAGCCAUUUGUGCCCACGCCCUUGCGCCCAGACAACGUCAAUCCCUAUAAGCCUAAAGCCCCUAAAGGGUGGGGCAACGGACCAGUCGAUGCCUUGUCCGCCGUAGAUUUUGCAACACCGAACACUAAUCCCGUAUUGGAACACGUCCAACCAAAACAACGGCCCGUAACGAUGCCACCCAUCUCCGUGACUGGUGACCAAGAUGGCGCUAGUGAUCAAGCGAUAGAUGCCCCGAAAUCAGCCCAGGUGUUGGAAGAUGGCAAACACAAUCCUUUCGGAUUUGAACUGCCCGUUUUGCGUAGUGUCUCGGCUACUCAAUUGCCACCGCCCAUCGUUCGUCAUGAACCCGAAUUAAUUCUGCCCACCCUGAGGCCUGUUCCAGAGAAAACUGCUGAACCAUCAGAUAGUGCGAAUGUGGACGCUGCCCCAGCAGUCCAGUGGGAACUGCCACCUUUGGAUUCUCGACCCAACUUACAGGCUUUGCUGGAACGCGAGAAACGAGCUUCGGAGUCUGCUGUCAAUGAUGAAGCGUUGAAACAACGCCAAGAAGAACAAAGAAAACAACAAGAAGAGCUGCAACGCAAACAACAAGAAGAGCAACUUCGUAAACUGCAAGAAGAAGAGCAGCUAAGAAAGCAAAAACAACAGGAGCUAAAACAACAACAAGAAGAGCUGCAACGCAAACAGCAAGAGGCACAACAAAAGGCAAUGGUGCAACAACUCGAACAACAGCAAUUACAAAAACGUCAGCAACAGCAACAAAUUGUGAUGACUGAAGAAAUGCGACUGGCUCAAGAAGCUCAAUUGGCUAAAUUGAGUGUCCGUCUAAAAGUACAACGUUUCGAAUCUGCUGGACCUCCCCCACUGAAUUACAUCGGUCAAGUGUCUGUAUCGCAAAGUGGAUCGCCACGACAGUCGGGCAUUCAAACGCCAUCCCACGUGGUUUUAACUGGAAGGAAUAAAGCCCCCCCAGCCACAAUAAUGCCAGCAAAAGAAAAUGACGUACGAUCUGUAUGCAAUUCGAAAGAAAACGCUAUUCCUCUUCAAAGUAAACCAUUGGGUAUACCGAGAACGAUGGAAAUGAAUCAUCAAAAUGAAUCUACCCCUUCGAUACCCAAGCCUGCAAUGGCGGCCAGCCAUAAUCAAGCCCCAACGAUUAUCCAACAACAUCAGCCAACACUUCAAAUGUUGGAACCUUUCCCUGCUGUACAACUACGACAGCCUUCAACAGGCAAGACGCUGAUCAACACGACCGACGGGGAAUCUUCUCUAUCACUGAAUCGUCGUUCUUUAGCAGACUACACUAACUAUAAUACUGCACCUCGUGGUUGGACUUCUGCCGCCAAGGAAAUCUAUCGGCCAGUCACUUUCAAAAUGGCCUGACAACCAUGUCGUUCGCUUUCUCUUAUAAGUGUAAAAAAAAAAAAUUAAGAUAUUUAAAUUGAAAAAUAAUUUCGUCUCUUUACUAACCAAUUUUAACUGAACAAAAAAACGACAUAAUUACUGAGUUCAAAGUUGAGUUGCUUUGUCCCACUGAUGGCUCUUACGUUUCACGAUUUAGGAAAAACGUUACCCUUUCUUCCCGCAUCGGCGUUGCUUGGAUACUAUGUAAUUUCAGUUUCAAUGAUGCUCCAAGCAGCGCUAAUGGCAUUUGACAAAAUGUCUUCCUCUCUCUUUUUGCACCAAAACCCCCCAACCCAUACCGUCAAGGUCUUUAACAAAGCAAAACACUCUCAACCCUAAAACAACGACGGGCAAAUUUCAACCACAUACACCUAAUGCUUAAUUGUUUAUUUCAAACAGUGAAAAAGAUACGAGAGAAGGAGAAACAAAAAAAGAACAAUGCAAUCUUCAAGCAGACGAAUGGACUAUUGAUGCUGUUUACUUUUCUCUCGUAUCCGUCAAUCACAAGUUAUUAUACUAUCUCUCGGGGUCGUGGCAGUGGGUCUGGGGUU
This is a messenger RNA of Daphnia carinata, 4345 nucleotides long. RefSeq lists its product as uncharacterized. Gene Ontology annotation, cellular component: Z disc; actin cytoskeleton; nucleus. Bases 381 to 3773 code for a protein of 1130 amino acids. Gene Ontology annotation, molecular function: actin binding. The record is from RefSeq and is a predicted model, not a curated record. Lineage: Eukaryota; Metazoa; Arthropoda; Branchiopoda; Diplostraca; Daphniidae. The transcript is spliced from 15 exons. Gene Ontology annotation, biological process: positive regulation of actin filament bundle assembly.